Enhydra lutris kenyoni (northern sea otter) is the source of this 1708-nucleotide messenger RNA. RefSeq names its product ACD, shelterin complex subunit and telomerase recruitment factor (gene ACD). The coding region runs from base 62 to 1630 and encodes 522 amino acids. The transcript has 14 exons. NCBI's taxonomy places the organism in Eukaryota, Metazoa, Chordata, Mammalia, Carnivora, Mustelidae. Gene Ontology annotation, biological process: telomere capping; telomere maintenance via telomerase. Gene Ontology annotation, cellular component: chromosome, telomeric region; telomerase holoenzyme complex; shelterin complex. Gene Ontology annotation, molecular function: telomeric repeat DNA binding. The record is from RefSeq and is a predicted model, not a curated record.
CGGCAGUGGAAAGAAGAUGGAUGGAGGAAGGCGAAAGGAAAGGCCGGAGAAUGGGACAUGAAUGAUGGAGCCUCAAGCCCCAGAUCCCUCCCUCUCCAUCCUUCCCGGUGGCAUGGUAAUCUCAACAAACAGCCCGAACGCCAGGCCGCUUCUCGGAGACACCAGGGUAAAACCAAGGGCUGCUGCGGAAAUGGCAGGCUUGGGGAGUUUGGUCCUGCGGCCUUGGAUUCGAGACCUGGUCCUGGGGUCAGAUGCACUCUCAAGUCCGCAGGCGGGGCAGCUGCUCGAGGUGUUACAGGAGGCCGACGCUCCGGGCCCGUCCCACGCCUCUGACCCCUCUGACGUCGCAGCGGCGCUCCUUGUGUCUGACGGGACGCACAGUGUCCGGUGCCUAGUGACGCGGGAGGCCCUGAACGCCUCGGACUGGGAGGAGAAAGAGUUCGGCUUCCGAGGGACUGAAGGCCGGCUGCUGCUGCUGCAGGACUGUGGGGUCCGCGUCCAAGUCGCCGAAGGUGGCGCGCCCGCAGAGUUCUACCUCCAGGUGGAUCGCUUCAGCCUGCUGCCUGCAGAGCAGCGCCGGGAACGGGUGAUUGGUUGCAACCAGGACCCGGAUGUGCAGAAAAAGCUCUUUGACUGUCUGGAGGAGCACCUUUCAGAGUCCAUCUCCCCCAGUGCAGGACUUUCACUGUCCCAACUUCUGGAUGAAGUGCAAGAGGACCAGGAGCAUCGGGGGGCGCUAGUGCAUCUGGCUGAGAGCUGUCUGAUGCUGGCAGGCCCUUGCACAGCACGCCCCCUCACCCGCUGGACCUCCUCCUGCCAUAGGGCCACGGGAGAAGCUGUGUACACUGUCCUCAGCUCAUGGCUGCACAUCUCUGACAAUGACCAGCGAGUUCUGAGCUCUCUGCGCCCAGGUCAGAGAGCACCAGGCCCUGAGCUGCCUCCACCAGACCCAGGUUUGCAGGACCUAUCGCUGACCCUCAUUUCUCCUUCCUCGCCUACUUCCUCAGGUAAGGGGUUGCUCAGGCCACAGCCAUUCACUGCUAUCACCCAGGUUCCCAGGCUGCUGCAAAAGGUUGCACACCCAGGAACUCCAGCUUUAUCCAGCCACGUGUCCUCAGAGGAAAGCGGUGCCAGCAUCAGCCUUCUGCCUUCCCUGUCCUUGGCUGCUUCAGACCCAGUGCAAAAGGGCAGCGCCCAGGCUGUACCAGCCAUCUGUUCAGCCCCUGGCCCCUUGCCCCCUGGCUCCCCACACCCUAGCCAUGUUCCCAGUUCCCCACUCCUGAGCUGCACCCCAACUCUGUCACCCCUUGGCUAUGUACCCAGUCCACAUCAGGCCACUGUGACUAGGGCCCAGAAACCUAGCCUGGAAUUCAAGGAGCAAGGGUUGCCCCCCAAGAACUGGCAGCACUCUCCAAGGACAAAAAGCACCCCGGGAGCCCUGGAGUCCAGCCCUGUUUGGGACCCUCCAAAGCGGCAUCGUGAUGGUUCUGCCUUCCAAUAUGGGUAUGAGCCUCCCUGCACCUCCCUCUGUGCCCAGGUCCAAGCCAUCAGGCUCCCUCCCCAGCUCGUGGCCUGGGCCUUGCACUUUCUGAUGGAACCACCGCCGGAUUCUCAGCUAACCCAGGUGUGAGGGAUCAUGGGGGAGGAUAUAUGCACACAGAUCCAGGCCUGGGAUAGACAAACGGUGCUCCACGCUCUGCUCCUUUGA